Messenger RNA from Lottia gigantea (owl limpet), 585 nucleotides. RefSeq lists its product as hypothetical. Gene Ontology annotation, cellular component: Golgi membrane. Bases 1 to 585 code for a protein of 194 amino acids. The record is from RefSeq and is a predicted model, not a curated record. Gene Ontology annotation, biological process: protein secretion; vesicle-mediated transport. Lineage: Eukaryota; Metazoa; Mollusca; Gastropoda; Lottiidae. The transcript has 5 exons.
AUGCAGGAAUCUGACGACGUGGCAUUAAAUUUCGGAGAGGAAGAUGAAAUUGACAGACGAAAAAAAUUAAAACAUCCGAUUGCAGUGUUGUUUCAUCUUUGUUUCCGUACUGCAGCGUUAUUAACCUAUUUAUUGUGUGGUUGGUUCAGUACUAGUGAAAUUACUAUAUUUGUUGUGAUAAUAGUGUUGUUGUCAAUGGACUUUUGGACAGUUAAAAAUAUAACAGGUAGAUUAUUAGUAGGUUUAAGAUGGUGGAAUUAUGUUGAUGAUGAAGGACAUAGUAAAUGGGUAUUUGAGUCAAGAAAGGGAAAAAAUCAGCAUAAAACAUCAUCUGUAGAAUCUAGAAUCUUCUGGUUAGGAUUAAUUGUUCCAGAAAUCAUUUGGAUUGUGUUUUUCUUUGUUACUAUUUUUACUUUAAAAAUUGUGUGGUGUAUGAUAGUGAUUGUUGGUAUUUUAAUGAAUGGUGCUAAUGUAUUUGGUUAUGUUAGAUGUAAAUACGGUUCUCGACAAAGCAUUACUUCUUUAGCAUCUGGGUUUUUCACUUCCCAGUUCUUAAAAUCAGUAAGUAGCAACUUCUCUAAAUAG